This is a messenger RNA of Paralichthys olivaceus (Japanese flounder), 2159 nucleotides long. RefSeq names its product dual specificity phosphatase 1 (gene dusp1). The record is from RefSeq and is a predicted model, not a curated record. Gene Ontology annotation, molecular function: MAP kinase tyrosine phosphatase activity; MAP kinase tyrosine/serine/threonine phosphatase activity; protein tyrosine/threonine phosphatase activity. Gene Ontology annotation, cellular component: cytoplasm; nucleus. Gene Ontology annotation, biological process: protein dephosphorylation; negative regulation of p38MAPK cascade; endoderm formation. Lineage: Eukaryota; Metazoa; Chordata; Actinopteri; Pleuronectiformes; Paralichthyidae.
CUGACAGAAGCGCGUCACCAUAAAGAAGUUGUGUGGAAGUUUGACGGAAGAGGCGCAGCUGCCGGAUACAAACAAGAAGAAGAAGAAGAAGAGUGUCACACGUUUUUUACUGGUUUUCUUCUUUUUACGAACCGUAAGAAAGGAGCUUCAAGUGCCACAGAGUAGCUUUGGAAGAGAGUUUAGCUGCCUCUCACGCUUUAUGUAUCUGGAUUUACUUCUUCUAUCCCGCCGUCCUACUAUGGUCAUAAUGGAGGUCCCCACCAUCGACUCUGCGUCCCUGCGUGCCUUGUUGGAGCGCGCCGUCCCGGGCUGCCUGCUGCUGGACUGCCGCUCCUUCCUCUCCUUUAACUCGUCGCACAUAUCGGGCUCCACCAACGUGCGCUUCAGCACCAUAGUGCGCCGGAGAGCCAGGGGGGGUCUCGGACUCGAGCACAUCGUCCCGAACGAGGACACCAGGAACCGGCUGCUCUCCGGAGACUACCAGUCCGUGGUGCUGCUCGACGACCGCAGUUUGGACUUAAGUCAGGCGAAGAAAGACGGGACGCUGAUGCUCGCUGUCGGCGCUCUGUGCCGCGACCCCUCCGGAGCAAGUGUUUUCAUCCUCAAAGGUGGGUUUGACACAUUUUCCACAGAGUAUCCAGAGAUGUGCACCAAACCCUCCCCUCCUCAAGGUCUCAGUCUACCCCUGAGCUCCAGUCACCCUGGGAGUGCAGACCCAAGCUGUAGUCCAUGCAAUACCCCUUUAUACGAUCAGGGCGGCCCUGUUGAGAUCCUGCCUUUCCUGUACCUGGGCAGUGCUUACCAUGCCUCCAGAAAAGACAUGCUGGACAUGCUGGGGAUCACCGCUCUGAUCAAUGUCUCUGCCAACUGCCCCAAUCAUUUUGAGGACUCCUUCCUCUACAAGAGCAUCCCCGUGGAGGACAACCACAAAGCCGAUAUCAGCUCCUGGUUCAAUGAGGCAAUCGAUUUUAUCGACUCGGUGAGAAAUAAAGGUGGCCGUGUGUUUGUGCACUGUCAAGCUGGCAUCUCCCGCUCUGCCACUAUUUGCCUGGCCUACCUCAUGCGAACCAACCGUGUGAAGCUGGAUGAGGCCUUUGAGUUUGUCAAGCAGCGUCGCAGCAUCAUCUCCCCCAACUUCAGCUUCAUGGGGCAGCUCCUCCAGUUUGAAUCGCAGGUCCUGGCCUCGUCCACGUGCUCCUCAGAGGCGGGAAGUCCGGCUAUUGGCAAGAGCUCCACGGUCUUCAACUUCCCCGUCUCCAUCCCUGUACACACCUCCGCUGGGCAGCUCUCAUUCCUCCACAGUCCCAUCACAACCUCUCCCAGCUGCUGAGGCCGGUGUGGGCGACACAGACUCUGUUUGGACUUGAGCAGAACCUCACGAGUGACUUUGCACGGAGCACGGCACAACACACAGUCCUGACUCUAAUUCAUUUUGUGGUGAUGCUGGUAUCACCAGGCAGAAUGUGAGCUUUUGUGUAAGAUCAGCACAUUUGACUCAGAUCUGCUGGCCACAUCACUGUGGGUCAGCCUUAUAAUUUCAAGGGGAAGUUUGAUAACUACCAACAAGCAGUAUUGAUGUUAAAACUCCUUAAUGUGAGUGUAAAAUCCUGGAUGACUUGGGAUAUGGCUGAAAAAUUUGUUGCGGUUAUUCCCUAAGAGGAAACAAUGUGUAUCUGAAUAUUCUUUAUUCGAAGGACAGCUUUUUUAAUUAAGGCAACUGCUUUUGAUAAUCACAAUCAUUUUUUAAAAAUGAAACAAUUUGGAGAGAGCUAACAGUUGUCUCAGGAAUAUCCUCUGUUGUCCAGUUUGCUGUUUAUACUGGGUAAAGAAACCCUGUUGUGCAAAGCGGAAGUUGCUCCUUCAUCUAACGAACAAUGAAUGUAUCCCCAUCCCUUCAGUGUAUAUGUGGCAGAAACCUUCAUGUUCACUUUGAGAGUUGUGUGGGGUUGCCAAUACAAAUGCCAACACCUGACUUUCGAGACAUCAUGAAACGUUUAUUGAUUAUCCUGCCGUGUUUGGGAAACCGACCAUUAAAUACCUCAUGUUUCUGUACUGUGUACUGUGGCGCUGAGGCAGACGGAGCCCCAAAAACUACUAACAUGGGGGGCCUUGUAGUCUUCAGCGACUGGAUUCUGACAUAUUUAUUGAACUAAAGUAAU